Molecule: messenger RNA, 2632 nt
Organism: Solanum verrucosum
Lineage: Eukaryota; Viridiplantae; Streptophyta; Magnoliopsida; Solanales; Solanaceae
Product: ribonuclease II, chloroplastic/mitochondrial
Exons: 14
Coding region: 72-2453 (793 amino acids)
Biological process (GO): mRNA catabolic process
Cellular component (GO): exosome (RNase complex); P-body
Molecular function (GO): RNA binding; 3'-5'-RNA exonuclease activity
Source: RefSeq, a predicted model, not a curated record
UUAUACACCCAUGACAUCUCCAACUAUCUCAACCACCAAUUUCUAGCUCCCUACACAACCAAAGCAAAACCAUGGCGGUUCGCGCCAUGAACAGCUGCGUAAUUUUCCGUUCCGCCGCAACGCCGCCGCUCGCCGUAUCCCGCCGAUGCUGCUGUCUCCGUCUAUUAACAGCCUCUUCUCGACAUAGAAACCGUUUGAAUUCACAUUCAUUUCUCCGUUGUGCGCCUUAUCCUCUCAGCCAUGUCACCGUUCGUAGCUAUUCAGUUCAAAACCUCGUCGAAAUGGUUAUGGAAGAGCUUGCUUCUAUACACAAACGUGGCAGAGUUCGUGCUACUAGCAAGCUGGAAUUAGUAAGCACAGGAGAGCUGCUUGAGGACAAGUUGAAGAAAGGGACACUACAAAAAGGAUUAUUGCUGGAGUUCAAGAAGGAUUCUGAAAGGUUGUUGCUAGCAGUUGCUCUUAAACCUGACGGAAAAAAGAAUUGGAUGGUCUCUGAUCAGAAUGGGAUUACAACCUCCAUUAAGCCACAGCAAGUGACUUUUAUUGUUCCUGGUGCUGAAAAUUUUGAGCCCACAGAAAUAUCAGAAUUUGUACAGAAAGCUCAUGAUAACUUGGAUCCAGCACUGCUUGAAUUUGCAUGGAAUGAGCUUCUUGAGAAAAAUAAAUCAGUAACAGUUCAAGAACUAGCUGAGAUGAUAUUUGGUAGUGCGGAGCCUCUUGAGACCUAUUGCGCCCACCUGCUGUUAUCAAGAGAUGAGGUGUACUUCGCAGUUCUGGAGUCAAAAGGUCUUUCUGUAUAUGGACCUCGGACUGCUAACCAGGUGGAUGAACUUUUGCGAAGGAAGCUUGCUAAAGAGGCCUCAGAGAAGGAGUUUGAGGAACUAAUACAGCUUCUGCGAUCUGCUAAACAAAUGCCUCCUCAAGACAAACCCCCAAGAUCUUCUUGGAAGGCUGAAGAGAAAACUUGGCACAAGAUAGAGUCUCUUGAAGCUUUUGCCAUUGAUUCUUGCAAAAAGGACGAUCAAAAGAAAACAGCUGGGAUGAUUUUGAAGGCCAUGGGACAGGCAAAGACUUCAUCUGCAGCAGUGAAUCUCCUCAUAGAUAUUGGGUAUUUUCCUGUACAUGUAAAUCUUGAUUUGUUAAAGUUGAACCUCCCUACUGAUCAUCGGGAUGAGAUUCUGUCGGCCGCAGAGAGUCUUUUGUCUGCAUCGACUGACCUUGAUGAGGCUGAUAGAAUAGACCUGACUCCCUUGAAGGUUUACGCGAUUGAUGUUGAUGAGGCUGAUGAGCUUGAUGACGCAUUGAGUGCAACAAGGUUGCAGGACGGCCGGAUUAAAAUUUGGAUACAUAUUGCAGAUCCUACUAGUUUAGUUCAGCCAGGAAGCAUAAUAGACAAGGAUGCAAGAAGAAGAGGAACUUCAAUAUUCUUGCCUACUGCAACAUAUCCAAUGUUCCCUGAAAGGUUGGCCAUGGAAGGCAUGAGUCUGCAGCAAGGAAAGCUGUGUAAUGCUGUUUCUGUGUCUGUUGUGCUGCGUUCUGAUGGCAGCAUUGCAGAAUACUCGGUGGAAAACUCAAUCAUCAAACCGACAUAUAUGUUGACAUAUGAGAGUGCAACGGAGCUCCUUCAUUUGAAUCUUGAAGAAGAGAUUGAACUGAAAAUUCUUUCUGAAGCAGCUGCACUCCGGUUAAGAUGGCGUCGAGAACAGGGUGCUAUAGACACAGCCACCAUAGAAACCCGAAUUAAGGUGACUAAUCCAGAUCAUCCAGAGCCGUCAAUCAAGCUGUAUGUUGAAAACCAGGCUGAUGCAGCUAUGAGGCUUGUUUCUGAGAUGAUGAUACUCUGUGGGGAAGUUAUAGCCACUUUUGGUUCUCAUAACAACAUCCCUUUACCAUACCGAGGACAGCCUCAAUCUAAUAUCGACGCUUCUGCAUUUGCACACCUUCCAGAAGGACCCGUUAGGAGUGCUGCUAUUGUUCGAACUAUGCGUGCAGCUGAAAUGGAUUUCAGGAAUCCUAUACGCCAUGGGGUGUUGGGACUUCCAGGCUAUGUUCAGUUUACCUCCCCUAUUCGAAGAUAUAUGGAUCUCGCAGCCCAUUAUCAGGUAAAAGCCUUUCUUAGUGGUGAUCCUCUUCCUCUCUCAGCUGGGGAGCUAGAAGGCAUAGCGUCUUCAGUAAACAUGACAACCAGAGUUGUAAGGAGGCUCUCCAGCAGCAGUCUUCGUUAUUGGAUAUUGGAAUACUUGAGAAGGCAGCCGAAAGGGAAACGGUAUCAUGCCCUGGUCCUUAGAUUCAUCAAAGACCGAAUAGCCACAAUACUGUUGACGGAGAUUGGAAUUCAAGCUUCUUCGUGGGUGUCUAUUGGUGUACAAAUUGGUGAUGAAGUAGAUGUGCAAGUUGAAGAAGCUCAUCCACGUGAUGAUAUUCUCUCUCUUAAGGAGGUUGAGGCUGUAUAGGAUAUUUGUUCGUGGAGACCAGAAAGCUUAUGAUGGAAACAAGUGUUCCUAACAUUUUGUUGCAACACUUAACGGAAUAGUUCCUCGUGCAUGUGUUUAGAUGACUUUUCUCUAGUGAGGGACUCAGGAAGCUCCUAUAAUGAUUCUCACCUCAAUGACAAGUUGAUAGUUUAUAUACA